UGGAUGAAAAUGGAAAUCCUAUAGAUCCAAACACUUUUCCUGGAAGUAGUGGGUUACUGGUUCCAGGUGAAAGGAUGCGAAGGGCAAGUGUUAGAUCAACAAAUACUUUGAAUACCGAUUCAAAAACUAUUCAUAGUAUAAUUGAGGAAGAUGUGAUUGUGGAUGAAAAUGGAAAUCCUAUAGAUUUAAACACUCUUUCUGGAAGUGGUGGGUUACUGGUUCCAAGUGAAAGGGUGCGAAGGACAAGCAUUAUAUCAACAAAAACUGUUAUAAGUCAAGUAAGUCAGAUUAUAUAUCAAGAAGAGAGUAGUGUAAUUGAACAUUCUGGGGAAUUGGUUGUUGAAACUGAAAUUGAACAAGUUGGAAUAGGUGAAAUUAGUGGAUGA
Messenger RNA from Racocetra persica, 386 nucleotides. NCBI's taxonomy places the organism in Eukaryota, Fungi, Glomeromycota, Glomeromycetes, Diversisporales, Gigasporaceae. The record is from the annotation of a GenBank genome assembly.